ACAAGAAGUUGUCAGCGCAGUAAUGGGUACAUCUCAAACAGCUUUUUAAAGACAGGCGGUGCUCACCUUCCCUUCCAGUCUGUCUGAAAGCUCUGAUACUUGGAUCUCAAAUCAAAGGGAGAGGAGACCGGGACACUUCUGGAUCAGAAAGCCGAAGAAGCGUUUGUUCUCCGGAAUUUUGUACCUGAAAUCUUUGACUAAUGGAAUUCGGACUCACCCCGUGGACUGGAUAUCUUUGCCUUUUUACCUCGUUUUUUACUGUAGCAGAAGUGGGAGCUGAAGAUCUAAUGUUGAUACGUGCAGAACCCCCGGCUGUGGAAAUUGGACACCGUUUGGAAGUGACUUGCGCUGCAAUGUGUUCAGCAGCAUCAAUAAUAAUGGAAGGAAUAAAAGAUCAAAGUUCAACAAUGCAAAACAACAAGCUGACCUACUCGGUGCCAAGUGUUCAAUCAUGGCCUGUUAAAGUGGUAUGUCAAGUGAAAUGCUCAUCUGGAAGUUCAUCGAUCUUAAAGAAAAUGAUCAUUGUCUACAAUCGAGACUUGAAUAUUAGUUCCCCUCCUGAAGGGUUGGAAAUUAAUAAAACCUAUAGCCUGGAAUGCAUCAGUCCAAGGGUCAAUCCUGAAAAGAAUCUUUUACUCAAAUGGCUGAGAGGAAGUGAAAUUGUUCAGAACGAUUCUGCAGAAGACAUCGGUUCUUUAUAUCCUAAUGGACAAUUAAAGAGUGUCUUUAAUUUUACUGCACAGCCUUCAGAUGAUGGACAGGUGUACACCUGCUUGGCAGAGGUGCUCUUGGACUCUAAUGACACGUUACCAAUUGCAAACUCCUCUGUGAUUUUGAAAACUUACUAUAAACCAGAAAGCAUAAAUAUCUUAGCAAACAACCGAACCAUCUCCGAGUCUCCAAUACAUUUGGGUGAUGGCGAUAACAUCACAUUAGUCUGCGAUGCAGAAGGAAACCCGAAGCCGAUGUUAGCAUGGGAAUUCCCCCAAGAACAUAACAUUGUGAACAGUUCCUCUGCAGUCCUUCAUAUUUAUGAUGCAAUGACGAAAAAUAAUGGCGUGUACAAAUGUAUUGCUACAAAUAAAUUUGGAACUGCUGAAAAGAAGGUGGACAUCAAAGUUACAGGUAAAACUUCUGUGAUAGUGGCAGCAAGUAUAUCAGCAGUGGCCAUAGCAACCCUUGCAACAGGUGCUGUUAUUUAUUACUUCUACCAAAACGCUCAGAAAAUACAAAAAUACAAAUUACAAAAUGCAAGGCCUGACAAUAAUCUGGAAGUGCCGAGUGGGUAGUAAAAUCAGAAAAUGAUCAUAAUUCAGAACCAAACAAAAGAACAAUAAAGUAUUUUGCAUCAACUUAAAAACUAUAAUUGCUGAUCCGGCUGGAAAAAAUAAUGAUGGAUUUUCCCCAUAAUUCUUUUCCCUCUCUGACCUCCACCACCCACCUGAUGCCUGUUAUGCCCCUGGUGUUUAUGGUAGCAAUGAAGGUCCUCCAUUUCUGGCGAGGUUCAGGACUUCCUUCAUCAUGUCAGUAGCUUCCUGUCGGUUUUCACCACUGUCAGUCAUGCAAGUCCCAGGUGGAGACUCAGGAAUACCAUUGGACUCAGAUGUAGAAGGAUUCUUCAUUGCUGUUUCCAUUAUUUUUGUUUGACCAGUCAGGGUUGUUAGCCCUGAGCUGAACCCCGGAACUUGGAGGACUGGUGGACCACUCUUAGUCUGUCCUCUACCCUUUGACCUGUUUGGCAUGAGUGACCCUACCAAGAGCCAAAGCAUAAAGCCCUGACUCCAGCCGACAGAGCUCUCCAGGUCAUUGAGACACACAAACCUCCAAACACAACAACAAGGUUGUGGUCUGAGUUAACCUUCAUAGCGACAUAUUAAACUGAAGAACAAAUAAUUCAUAUGCUUCAGAACCUGCUGCUUUGUUGCCUCCCCUCAGUCAUUAUUGGUGUGUGUUAAAAGAUGGUUGGAGCAAGUAAUUUGUUUUGUUUUUAAAAAAAUGUUUUCAGCCAUACGAACAUGUUAUUAAGUAAUGGGUCCAGUGGAUCUAAUUCUGGCAUACAGCAUUUUGGGAGCUUGCUAAUAACUGGAAUGGGAAAGAGGUAGCUUACAGUCACUGGAAGUGUUUAUCAGCUAUGUAUUUACUUCUGAAGGCUUUCUUUGUCAUAUGGGAAUUAAAGAUUACUCCCAUUUUGUGCAUAUGGUUAUGGCUAAUGGCACGAAUCUGUGAAGUGUCAACUUUUCCACUGGUGGGGUGGGCGGUUUGGGACUUUCUGUGCUUACAUUACGUAGGCCUCUACAGUAUGUACAGCUGAUUCAUGGCCUCCAGGUUUGCAAUCUAUCUCAAGUACUCUUUAAAUUUGAGACACAAACAAAUCAAAAGGAGCCAAGGAGUCUUUGCAAUGUUGUACUUCAAGGGGAUUUUGAGUUUUCUCUCUGUCCAGCUGGUAAACUCUUCAUGUGUCAGAGAAAGAAAAUGUCUGUUACAGAAUGUUGGCCGAUCGGAUGAGAUGGUCAGGUUAACAUUGCCAAAUGAAUGUGAUCUGGUGCCCACCACCAGGGAACAACAGCCUGACAGAGAACUUCGAUCUUGGUUCACUUGGAGACUCAUUUCAUAAUUCACAAGAAACGAGUUACUGGAAUAAGUAUCCUCAUUGACAAGACUAUAAUUUUUUCCUUCACUUGUCAGCAAUUGACAGGGGAUUUUGUACAUGAUCAGAAGCAGUGUGUAAGAGAACCAAUUUUCUGAAUGACGCAUUUCUUCCCCAAAUCUGCAACCUUUUCAGCCUCACAAUACCACAAUAAUCCUUCCCAUUCUUCUGAACUUCCCAAUUUUAAUCUAUUGCUGGCUUUGCCUUCAAGUGGCCACUUUAUUAGGUACUUCCUGUAUCUAAUGAAGUUUCCACUGAGUGUAUGUUCAUGGACUGCUGCUGCUGUAGCCCAUCUGCUACGAGGUUCAAAGUGUUGUGUGUUCAGAGAUGUUCUUCUGCACACUGCUGUUGUAACAUGUGUUUUUUUUUUGAGUUACUCUCUCCUUCCUGUCAGCUUGAACCAGUCUGACCAUUCUCCUCCAAGUUCUCUCGUUAACAAGAUGUUUUCACCUACAGAAAGGCUGCUCACUGUUUUUGUUUUGGUUUUUCCCACACCAUUCUCUGUAAACUCUAGAGACUGUUGUGUGUGAAAAUCCCAAGAGAUCAGCAGUUUCUGAGAUACUCACACCACCCUGUCUAGCACCAAAAUCAUUCCACGGUCAAAGUUACUUAGAUCACACUUCUGCUGCAUUUUGAUGUUUGGUCUGAGCAACAACUGAACCUCUUGACCAUGUCUGCAUGCUUUUAUGCAUUGAGUUGCUGCCACAUGAUUGGCUGACUAGACAUCUACAUUAAUGAGCAGGUGGAGAUGUGUAACUAAUAAUGUGCAUGUUCUAACAGCUGUGUACUAUUGCACUACUCAAUGGUUCCAUUUGAUAUCAGGGAAUAUACACUGCCUAUAAAAAGGAUUCAACCCCAUUCGGCAUCUUUUAUUCGACAGCAUUGCUUCAUAAUUUGGCUUUUUUGACACAUCAACAGAAAAAGACUCCGUGUAAAAGAGAGAAUAAAUUUCUACAAACUGGUAUAAAUUUAUUACAAUUAUUAAACAGAAAAUAAUUGAUUGCUAAUUACUCACCCCCUUCAAGUCAGGAUUUAGUAGAUACACCUUUGGCAGCAGUUAUGGCUUUGUGUCUGUGUGCUUCUCUGUAAUUUUUUUUUUCGCAGAUUUGCUCAGUGUUCUUCUGUCUCAUGGUGUCACUUUUGCCAGGAUACUAACUCUCCAGCAGCUCAUUCUUCUUCCUCUUCUUUUUCCCAACUUGAAGGUGCAUUAUCACCAUCAACUGGCCUGGAGUGUGGUGAAGAGAGUUGGGAAAUAAAACUUCUUUAUUCAGUGAAAACUAAAUUACUCCAAAAAGCCCUCUAGAUAAUAAAUAAUGAAAAACAAUAUUGUGAAUUAAAUUAAAGUCACUUCCAUAACUUAAGUUUUAAAAUGAAAACUUUCAACCCCCAAAGACUGUAGUGCAGCCUGCAUUUGCUUUCUUUCAAGCUUAUAUGCUUCACAUUAUAAAAGAAUGUGUUCAACUGUUUCAUAAUGAUGACAAAAUCUACAUACCCCAGAGUGAUGUUUUCCAAGAAGGUAAAAGUAGUAAUUAACUAUAGUAUGCCCAACUGGAAGUCAAGUCAAUAUAAUUCCUUUCCUUCUUGUCUUACCCCUUUGUACCAACAGUUUUAUGUACUUUGUAAAGGAGUCUCCUCUUAUGCCCAUUGUCCCACAAGUCUUGCCAUAAUCCCCUAAUGCUUAGCCCCAACAACCCACCCCUUAGCUUCUGAUUUGUUAAGUGGAAGGUUAUAUCCACAGGUGAACUUUUAGCAGUGUUUUUGGCCAAACAACCAACCCUCUCAUUCCCCUCAACAUCUCUAUAUGCAGAGACCCGUAAGAAGUAGACAUGGAGACCAAUACUUUGAAUAUGAAAUAAAGUUUGAAGAGUUUCCUUUGCAAGGACAGAUUUCAUCCACCCACUGUAAGCCCAAAAUGAUGGCAACUAACUCUGCAGCAUAUACUGAUAAAUGGUUAGCAAGAUGUUUUUUUAUUGUUACCUGUAACUCAGGCACACGAACAGCCACAUCGAAUUUCCCUGCUAAAUUAUCUUUUGAUCCAUCAAUAAAAAUGGUUAGCAUAUCACAAUAAUUUUCCUUAACAUAUUGAUAAAUCCACAGACUCUCAGGCAUUUCAGGGUCCUUGGACUUCAUUAAAUUAUGCAACCUAAAGUCAACUAAAGUCAUUGGGAAAAAACAAGGUGGGGUUACCAAAAAAGCUACAGUGGUAACGCAUCCAACAAACCCAUAUCUCAAGCAUGAUAAGAACCCAGUCACCCAAAACUAAAAACACUCUUCUUAAGAUGUUCCAAUAUUCUUCCAACCCACUUUCAACAGGGUGAUCAUUUCUCUAUGCCUUCAAAUUUAUCCAGUGUGUUAAUAACAACUUCAGCCUCUGCAGUUGUAAGAGUAAUUGUCCCAAUUCAGUCAGUAAAGCUGCAGCAGUGGGCAACCUUACUGUAUCACAACACGGUCUUAAAGCCUGUGCUUGUAUCACAUCCAAACUUUUUAAAUUUGAAGAUGAAGCUGAUCCAUAAGCCACACAACAAUAAUCAAGUACAGAUCAAAUUAAACAAAUAUAAAUGAUCAAAGAUUUUCAUGUAGCACCCCAAGAAUACCCACAUUGACACAUAGCAGUUAGACCUUCCCAAUACAGGUAUAUUUUUACUACAAUCAAUUGAAACACCUUGAUUGCACACAGGUGAUCUCCAUUUAACUAAUUAUGUGACUUCUAAAGCCAAUUGGCUCACAGUUAUGAUUUAGUGUGUCAUUUUAAGGGGGGGGGUGUAAAUACAUUCAAUCAAUUAUUUUGUGUUUUAUAUUUGCAACUAAUUUCGAUCACUUUGUCGAGAUGUGUUCACUUUGACACUAAAGAGCCUUUUUCUGUAGAUCAGUGUCCAAAAAAAAGCCAAAUUUAAU
Mobula hypostoma (lesser devil ray) is the source of this 5542-nucleotide messenger RNA. RefSeq names its product hemicentin-1-like. The record is from RefSeq and is a predicted model, not a curated record. Gene Ontology annotation, cellular component: plasma membrane. The coding region runs from base 201 to 1289 and encodes 362 amino acids. Gene Ontology annotation, molecular function: integrin binding. Gene Ontology annotation, biological process: cell adhesion. NCBI's taxonomy places the organism in Eukaryota, Metazoa, Chordata, Chondrichthyes, Myliobatiformes, Myliobatidae. The transcript is spliced from 5 exons.